Molecule: messenger RNA, 5520 nt
Organism: Acanthochromis polyacanthus (spiny chromis)
Lineage: Eukaryota; Metazoa; Chordata; Actinopteri; Pomacentridae
Gene: parvg
Product: parvin, gamma
Exons: 13
Coding region: 811-1782 (323 amino acids)
Biological process (GO): establishment or maintenance of cell polarity; substrate adhesion-dependent cell spreading; cell projection assembly
Cellular component (GO): actin cytoskeleton; focal adhesion; cytoplasm
Molecular function (GO): actin binding
Source: RefSeq, a predicted model, not a curated record
AUUGAUCCGGCUGGUCACAGAUGGAGAUGUGAGUCGAGCUUGAGUGGCUCAGGCCUCCGAGUGUCACGUUUCUCUCGGCCCUCCUGAAGUGUGGUUUUUCAAACAAUGCAUUUGAACCCAAGAGUCCUCCCCGUUCUCUUCCCCUCAACAUGUACCUAUUAUUAAAGUCACAGAUACAGUCCGUGACAGGACAUGAAUGCACUUAUCAGAAAAUGCUCUGUCGCAAAGCCUGUGUCAGAAAGAGGAAGUGCUACCUACUUCUCUGCCACAUCCUCUCAUUUUAGAUUACCUUCCCUUUUGACCCUGUGACAUGUUAGUUUCUUUUCAAACAACACUUUGAAAUCGAGCGCAUUCAAGCCUUUUUCAUUGAUGGGACUUGCAGGAGCUGCCAUUCAGAUCGACUGCAGCCUUCCACUUCUUCUAUCGCUGUUUUGACAGUUUGCGAAGUUGACAUCAGUUAAGGAAGUCGAUUCAGCAGAAGUCACACGGUUCUGUCGCUCUGAGUGCUGAAGGUAAGCUUUUUCAAAAAGACUUUUUGUUUAUGACCUUGUUUGAAAGUUACUGUCAACCUCAGGAAAAGGAAGCCACACAAACAUAAAGCACACAGAGAAAGAAAAGUUCCUUGUUGAGUCUUUUCUCCUCGCCAGACCCAGGAAACAACGGUUUGACAUGCUCCAGGUCACGUCUGUUUUGUCAGCAGGUGUUCCUUCAUGUGUUUGCUGUUUUCGUCUUGGACCGAAUGAUUGAAAAUGUUCAGAGGGAGAGGUGUCUGAGCAGAGCUGACUCUUCUGUCGGUUUUGUUAAGAGGUCAUGGCAAUGGAGGCUGACGUCUUUGACUACAGCAAAGAAGAAGAUGCUCUGGACGUUGAGUCUUUUCAGGGAGAAAAGAGGAAACUCAUUCAGCCAGCAUCUUUAAAAGAUCCCAAACUCGAAAAGCUAAAGCAGGAAUUGGUUGAUUGGAUCAAUAAGACUUUGAAACCGGAGCACAUAGUGGUUCAGAGUCUGGAGGAGGAUCUGUACGAUGGACUGGUGCUUCAUCACCUGCUGUCCCAGUUGGCAGGAGUGAACUUGACCGUGGAGGAGAUAGCACUGACCAGCACGGCUCAGAUCCGCAAACUGGAAAUCAUCCUAGAGGAGUUGGACAAGAGGCUGGGCCUGCAGGACUGCAGUCACGUCAAAUGGAAUGUCAAACUCAUCCACAACAAAGACCUUCUGGCCACGAUUCAUCUGCUGGUUGCCAUGGUGAAAUGCUUCCAGCCUGAACUGGAUUUGCCACCAAAUGUGAAGGUUGAAGUUGUCGUCGUGGAAGUCAGCAGGAGUGGAAUCAAAUCAGAUGUGCAGACAGAAGUCCUAACAGAGGACAGCAGCAACAUGAGCUCCGACUCCCACAGCAGUACUGAAAGGGAAGAUCCCAUCGAGCAACUGCUGAAGCUUGAGGCUCACAAGGUCAACACAGUGAAGAAGGCCAUCUUACAUUUUGUCAACCAGAAUAUGGCAGCUAUGGGUCUGCAGGUGGCUGAUAUGGACAAACAGUUUGCUGAUGGUGUGAUUCUGCUACUGCUGAUUGGACAGCUGGAGGGCUUCUUCGUCCCGCUCUUUGACUUCAACCUGACCCCUGUCAACGACUCUGAGAUGCUUCAUAAUGUGACCUUGGCCUUGGACCUCCUGAAUGAUAGCGGCCUGCAGCUGUCGACUGUUGACCCACAAGAUAUCGUCUCUCAGGACGUCGCCGCCACCUUGAAGGUCCUGUACGCCCUGUUCAAGAGGCACAAAGAGAAGUGAAAAAGGACAUUUUGUGAAAAGGAGCUGGAAAUAAGAACAAAGCUGGGUGGAGAGUUUGACCAAUUAGUUAAAGAUGCUGUUCACGGUUUCUUAGAAACUUGACUGACGCUGUCAUUCAGGAUGAUGUCGAGCAGGGGUGUCAAACUCCUCUUAGUUCAGGGGCCAAUUUGAUCUCCAGUGGGCCCUACCAGUAAAAUCACAGCAUAACAAGCUAUUAAUAACCACAACUCCUAAUGUUUGCUUUGUUUUAGUGCAAAAAAGUUCACAUUUAAGGAAUUAUCUUUUUCAAAAAACAUUUUGAGCAACCUGAAAUUUCCUAAGAAAAAUAAAUUCAGUUUCAGCAACAUUAUGUCUCAGUUUAUCAUUUUCACAUUACAACUUCCAGAUCAGAGUGUCUACAAAGGAACAAAAUAUUUAGUCAAAGGUAUCUGGAAGUGAAUGAUAUAGUAUUUUACUUUAUGAUCAAAACGACAAAAGUCAAGAAAAAAACCCUAGUAAAAAUGAGACAAAAUAUUAGAAAAAUGAGACUCAAAAUGACAAAAGAACCAUGAACAAUCUGGUAUUUUGCUUUAUGAUCAAAACAAGUUGUCAAGGUCUAGAAAUUAUUUUAAAUUUGUAGUUUUACAAGUUAAAAAUUUGCAGUUUUUGUCUUGUCUGUAAUUUUGACACUUUACAAAGUCGGCCAGUUUUGGCCCGCAGGCCUCAUGUUUGACACCGCUGAUAUAGAGGACAAUACUAUUUUCAUGCAACCUAGAUUUUCAUAGCUUGGCUGUUAUUGCUACCUAUUAAAAGCCACAGUAAAAUAUUGAUACAUUUACCAUAUGAGAGAUAAUUGAAUGAUUGUUUCUAAAAACAGGAUCAUGACAGAAAAGGUGUUUGUUUUUUUUAUUUCUCUGUGUCAUUAUCCAGCGUAUAUUGUAUAUGAACAUUAUGUCUUGUAGUCAAAUAUGCAGCAGCGAUAACUUCAGGUUUUCGAGGCUCAGGUGUUGGAAGCAGCUGCUGCAGCAAAUGGCUUUGGCAGGAAUGUGUCAGAAGAUUGAUAGGGAGAAGUGUUAAGUUAUGACUGUUUACACCUGACUGAGCCAGAGAUGGCAAUAGCAUGAAUGAAGCAGCUGAUGCAAGUAAGUUAAUGCAAAUGAAACUUCAGAUGAGAGCUCAAUGGCAUCAGUUUAAAAAAAAAAAAAAAAGCAGACACAUGAUCAAGCAUGUUUUAAAUAAACGCCCAAGUUAGACAAACAGCUUUCCAAAAGGAAAUAAAGGAAGAGAAGGGAAAACCUCUCUAUUGUAAAUAUCCAUCACAGUUUACAUCCCAGCUUCAUAUUUUCUUGUGCAAAGAAGUAUUACAAGAAAUGAAGUCUUCUCGACAGCCUGUCUGAUCAUCUAACUGCUUGUGUUUUUUGUCGCCUCUGACUUGCAGCGAUGUUGUCAGCUCUCACAUCUCAGCAAUUACUCUGACGCUUACGUCUUUAUCAUAUCUGAGGAAAAUUAUAGCCAAAGCCGUGAAAUAAGACCUCAUUUGUAAUAACAGGGAAUUAUUACCACUUUAAAAUGAUGCAAUAAAAUAACAUUCAUUAACUGCACACUCAAAGCAAUAAUGCCAGUGAAUAUAUGUCUGAGUGCUAUGUUUAAAAGUAAUGAAAGCUGUUAUCUGCUCACUGCUUAUUGAUAGCAUAAAGACAAUGAUUUUUUUUAACCCUCAUGUCGUCCUGUGGGUCAAAGUUACCCGUUUUAAAGUUUGAAAAUGUGGAAAAAAAUAACUUCUGAUGUCCACAUUUUCAACAUUUUUGGGAAAUUUUUCAACAUUUUUUUGGUGGAGAAAAAAGAAAUGUGGAAAAAAAUGUUUAAGAACAUUCACAAAAAAAAUUUCUGUGAAUGUUCCUAAAGAAAAUAUUUGAAGUUUUACUGAUUAUAUAUGUAAUCAUUUUAGAUAUUUUUAGGAUUUUUUGGGAUGAUUUUUACUCAUUUUUAAAAAAUAUUUCCAAAAUUUUCUUGACAAAUUUGGGAGAUUUUUUUAAAAUAAAAUUUUUAAGGGAAACUUUUAAUUUUCUUCCUGAAAGUUUUGCAAAUUUUCAGAAAUUUGGGGAAUUUUUUUUGCAGAAUUUUUGGAUUUUUUUCCAAACAAGGAAACAAUAUUUUUUUUGUAAAUGAAGACAACAGGAGGGUUAAUCGACAGUAUAAAUAAUAUGUCAACUUUUCCUUGUUUACAUGUUUCUUUUUGGUCCACAUUCUGUCAAAGGAUGUUGGGUAUGGAUGUCAGUGCAGCCCAUUAAAGUGUCGCUCCCUAGUAAUUUAGUGCUUUUUCCUCUGUCUCUGUCUCCUCUUCUUUCACUGCAUUUCCUUUUCAGCCCGGCUCUUGGAAUAUGUCACUUUUCAUUCUUGCCAUACCACUCCCCUGUCUUUGACUGUCACUUCUCAAUAAGCAAUGUGAAUUCCUUUUUCUGCCUCCCCAUGUGUUCCUGCUGGCAGUCUCUGACCUCUUUUUUUCCCCCCCUCUUUUUCUAUUGAAUUGUUCACAACUCAGUGCCACACAAUCGCAGAGCGGGCGCAGCAUGCAGUGACAGACAGACAAUAGAUACCAUUCUGACAAAGCACAUUGAGGUAAUUAUGUGUCAAAUUGGAAAAAAGUCGACAAAAACUGGCAAAGUGCACUUAAUUUUCUCCCCCAUCGCUGUUAAAAUACAAUUUAUUCAAGCCAUUAGUGAUUUUUUUUUAUAGUGGGAGUCUGUUAUAUUUAGCAGUUCUUUAGUGUUAAAUAAUAGCAUUAACAGCAGUCCAUCACUGCUUCUGUGGUUUAGCCUUUUAGAUUCAGAUUGCGUGUUAGCAAAUUGCUGCGUGUCUCUUUGGUUUUAUCUUGAGGUUAAUGUAUGAAUUUGUGACACUAAAUAUUAACCGCCACCACUGUCACACUGCAGAUGUUUGUUGACAUUCAGGAAGCCAAUUUAUUUGUUUCAGCCAAGGUGAUGGAAACGCUCCUAAUUCCCAUUUUAUUUCCCCUGACAUUUCAGAAAGUUUACAUAAAAUUUGCUUAGCAGUCAGAUGGAAACAUUGCUGCUGUACGGCAAGAGACAGCAGAAACACAGCGGUGACGUGCUCAUCAUUCAGUGACCGUUCUGUUAAGCAGCAUUCAUAUCAUGAAAUUCAGAUGAUGGAGUUGCUCUUUUCAAAUUUGCAUCCUUCAAACUGUUCACCCUGAGUGAUUGUAAAGCUAGAUUUGCUUUUUGAAAAUUUAAUUGCACGUUACUUUAUGAAAGCAAAACCAACUUCAAUGCUCGUUCAAAACAUGAAUGAAGACGCUUUCAGUAAAAUGCUCAUUUCACGCAUUUGAAAGCUUUCCAGUGCACAUUAGUAAAAAUUAUAUGAUGCUCUACAAUUGUUCAAGCAUGAAUGAAAUGACUUUUAUCAGCACAUAUUUCACAUAUUCAUCAUAUGUUGUACAAAUCUCUAAGUCAAGACAUAAAAUGUAGACAUUCUGUACUCGUUGUAGCUUACAUGAGUGAUGAACUCUGCAUCCUUGCUGCUUUGACUCUGGGUGCUUUGAGCAGUUUGUCUUCUUCCACAUCCUCAGCCUCCUGCUAAACUGUUUGUUCACAUUCACUGAACGUUGAGUAUAUGAUUGUCAGUCGGAGGGAUUUGGAAUUCAGGGACUGUCUGAUCAAGCAUGCUCAGAUAUUCUGCAGACUGUCACAUGAAAACACAAAAAAAAAGUACUGUUGUUGCAAUAAACGGUUAAAGCCUUCA